Aspergillus puulaauensis is the source of this 2850-nucleotide messenger RNA. Its product is annotated as glycoside hydrolase family 31 protein. Gene Ontology annotation, molecular function: carbohydrate binding; hydrolase activity, hydrolyzing O-glycosyl compounds. Gene Ontology annotation, biological process: carbohydrate metabolic process. The transcript has 4 exons. Bases 1 to 2850 code for a protein of 949 amino acids. The record is from RefSeq and is a predicted model, not a curated record. NCBI's taxonomy places the organism in Eukaryota, Fungi, Ascomycota, Eurotiomycetes, Eurotiales, Aspergillaceae.
AUGUAUCUCAAGAAGCUGCUCACGUCGGCUGCAGCCCUAAGCGGCACCGUCUUUGCGCAGAGCCAGGCCGGGGUCGACCCCCUCGACAAGCCUGGCAAUGAUCUCUACGUAAAAGACCUUUCCAAGUGUCCUGGAUACAAGGCGACCAACCACCGGCACACCCGGUCCGGGUUCUACGCGGACCUGUCUCUCGCUGGCCAGGCCUGCAAUGUGUAUGGCACUGAUCUGCCGGAGCUGAAGCUGGAAGUCGAGUACCAGACCGACAACCGCCUGCACGUCAAGAUCCUGGACACCAACAACACCGUCUACCAAGUCCCAGACAGCGUGUUUCCGCGCCCUGGCUUCGGGCAGUGGUGCUCGCCAAAGGACAGCAAGCUCAAGUUCGACUUCAAGGCCGACCCGUUCUCGUUCACGGUCUCUCGCACAGACACUGGCGAAGUCCUCUUCGACACCACCGGCACCAAGCUCGUCUUUGAGAGCCAGUAUGUCUACCUCAAGACACACCUCCCCCAGAACCCGCACCUGUACGGACUGGGCGAGCACAGCGACUCGUUCAUGCUGAACACGACCAACUACACCCGCACAAUCUACACCCGCGAUUCCUACGGAACACCCCCAGGCGAGAACCUGUACGGUGCGCAUCCCAUCUACUUCGAGCACAGACAGAACGGCACGCACGGGGUGUUCCUGCUCAACUCCAAUGGAAUGGACGUUUACAUCGACAACAAGGGCGGCCAGUACCUCGAGUACAACAUCCUCGGCGGCGUGCUCGACUUCUACUUCAUCGCCGGUCCCUCCCCGCGCGAUGUCGCCGUCCAGUAUGCGGAAAUCACCCAGACCCCGUUGAUGACGCCCUACUGGGGCCUGGGAUACCACCAGUGCAAGUACGGCUACCAGGAUGUCUACGAGGUUGCCGCCGUCGUGGCCAACUACUCCACCAACGACAUCCCUCUCGAAACAAUGUGGACGGAUAUCGACUACAUGGACCGCCGGCGCAUCUUCACCAUCGACCCAGAGCGGUUCCCAGCCGAUCUCUACAAGGACCUCGUGGACACCAUCCACGCCAGAGACCAGCGCUACAUCGUCAUGGUCGAUCCGGCCGUGUUCUACAAGGAACCCAACCCGGCUCUGGAAGCAGGCCUCGCGUACGACACUUUCAUGCGCGACAACAAGAGCGCAAUCUACCAGGGCGUUGUCUGGGCCGGGCCCAGUUACUUCCCUGACUGGUUCCACCCGUCUGCGCAGGAGUACUGGACGGAGCAGUUCCUGGAAUUCUUCGACGGCGAGCACGGUCCGGACAUUGAUGCCCUGUGGAUCGACAUGAACGAGCCUGCAAACUUCUAUAACCGUCCUUAUCCUGGUAACAACACCACGCCGGAGGACUUUGCCGAGGUGGACGGCGACCCUCCUACUCCGCCUCCUGUUAGAGAGGGACCUGACGCCCCUAUCCCGGGCUUCCCAGCCAGUCUGCAGCCAAACUUCCCUUCCAGCGGGGAAACAACCAAGCGCUCGUCUUCAUCAUCUCUGGUCCCUCGCUCACAAACCCCCCGCAACCUCGGCUCCGGCCACUGGCGCCACCCCAGCCACCACGACUCCAAAGCCGGCUGGCAGCACGGGCACAAUACCGGCUCCGGCUGCGGCCCCAACGAAUGCAAGGGCCUCCCGCACCGCGAGUUCAUCAGACCCCCGUACAUGAUCCAGAACGGCGCGGGGCCUACCCUCGCCGACGGCACGGCGGACACGGACGUAGUCCAGAGCGGCGGGUACGUGCAGUACGACACGCACAACCUGUACGGGGCGAUGAUGUCGUCGCACUCGCACAAUGCGAUGCGGGCGAGACGGCCGGAUGACAGGGCGCUUGUUAUUACGCGCAGUACGUUUGCGGGUUCUGGGAGGGAUGUUUCGCAUUGGCUUGGAGAUAACGAGUCCGGAUGGCUGUGGUAUCGUCUCUCGAUCAGCCAGAUCCUGCAGUUCGCGUCGCUGUACCAGAUUCCUGUCGUGGGGCCUGAUGUCUGUGGCUUUGGUGGGAAUACAACGGAGACGUUGUGUGCUAGAUGGGCAACCCUCGGCUCGUUCUACACCUUCUUCCGCAACCACGCCGAAAUCACCUCUGCCGGCCAGGAAUUCUACCGCUGGCCCACCGUAGCCCAGGCUGCCCGAAAUGGAAUUGCCAUUCGAUACCAGCUGCUCGACUACAUCUACACCGCAAUCUACAAGCAAAACCAAACGGGCACACCAACCCUAAACCCGCUAUUCUUCAACUACCCCUCCGACAGCAACACCUACGCCGUCGACAUGCAAUUCUUCUACGGCGACGGUAUCCUCGUCUCGCCCGUGACCGAAGAAAACAGCACAAGCGUCACCCUGUACCUCCCCGACGACAUCUUCUACGUCUGGGGCAGCGGGAAGCCCGUCCGCGGCCGCGGCGAGUACAUCACGCUCGACGACGUCGAUUACACCGAUAUCACCGUGCACUACAAGGGCGGGAUCAUCUACCCGCAGCGCGUGGAGAGCGCGAACACAACGACGGCGCUGCGGAAGAAGGGGUUUAAUCUUGUGGUUGCGCCGGGGCUUGAUGGGGAGGCUAAGGGGUCGUUGUAUCUGGAUGAUGGGGAGAGUCUUGUGCAGGAUCGGGUUAGUGAGAUUGGUUUUGCGUAUAAGGGGGGCAAGUUGAGUAUGAAGGGGAGCUUUGAGUUUGAGGCUGGGGUGGGGAUUGAGGUUGUUACUUUGCUUGGGGUGGAUAGGCCCGAGAAGGUUGGGGAUGGGGUUGAGUAUGAUGAGGAGAAUAGGAAGUUGGUGGUUCAGGUUGAUGUGCCUUUGACGAGGGAGUGGGAGAAGACGGUUGUUUGA